AAGACAUCAAAAGGCCCAUGAACCUACUGAACCUCCCUUGUCAGUAGCCGGCACUUUCUCUGCCGCUGCUCCGCCCUCCCGCCUCCACCGACGGCGACCUCGCUUCUCUACGGCCGGCUGCCAACCCAACCGCCGUCUCUACCAGAUAGGCCACCACCGCAUCCUCCUAGCCAUCCCUCUUAAGCAUCAGCAGAUCUACGGCGACCGGUCGAACCAGCGUAGCGGCCCUCCCUAGCCAUGGUGUUCGUGUCCAUGCAACAGAGCUUGUAAUGUCCCCAACACCACUUCUAGUCACUCAAGCCACUGUACCAGUUAACCCGAAGCCUUUCCUGAACAACCUGACAGGGAAGUCUGUUAUUGUCAAACUGAAGUGGGGUAUGGAGUACAAAGGGUACCUUGUUUCUGUGGACUCUUACAUGAAUCUGCAGCUUGCUGAUACAGAGGAGUAUAUUGAUGGACAAUUCUCUGGAAACCUUGGAGAUAUACUGAUAAGGUGCAACAAUGUUAUGUAUAUGCGUGGCGUUCCAGAGGAUACCGAGAUAGAGGAUGCAGCGUGAGAAGACAUGGACCGCUGUCACGCGUAGAUAUCUGACAUGAACGUGCCAAUCUAGUCCCGUUUCAGAUGUUGUCUCUCCAUUGAUGCAGGAUGUACGAUUUACCUGCUCCCAUGCUAUCUACAUGUUUGGUUGUAGUGGUGACCAGAUUUUUCAGUUUUCAAUCGUCUGGAUGGUGCUAUCGUCCUUGCUGAGUGUUAGAAGUACUGAAUUUCUUCAGCAAUUCUAUUUUGGCAUGCCUGGUUUUGGAAACUA
This is a messenger RNA of Aegilops tauschii subsp. strangulata, 809 nucleotides long. The record is from RefSeq and is a predicted model, not a curated record. Lineage: Eukaryota; Viridiplantae; Streptophyta; Magnoliopsida; Poales; Poaceae.